Priapulus caudatus is the source of this 3346-nucleotide messenger RNA. Its product is annotated as WD repeat-containing protein 3-like. Gene Ontology annotation, biological process: maturation of SSU-rRNA. The record is from RefSeq and is a predicted model, not a curated record. NCBI's taxonomy places the organism in Eukaryota, Metazoa, Priapulida, Priapulimorpha, Priapulimorphida, Priapulidae. The transcript has 2 exons. Gene Ontology annotation, molecular function: protein binding; snoRNA binding. Gene Ontology annotation, cellular component: Pwp2p-containing subcomplex of 90S preribosome; small-subunit processome. The coding region runs from base 252 to 3107 and encodes 951 amino acids.
AAAUGUCUGCGACCACCAACACGUGAAUUUGUAAACGUUAUGAAAUUUGUGCUAUUUUCGUAAGUAAUGCGAUAGUUGCAAGUUCGCACCGUAUUCUAAAAAAUACAGACGACUCAGGCAUAGGCUUAAGAUUCGCCGAACGCAAAAAUUCAGCAUAUCUCCAGGGAGAGCACUGAAAUAUCGACCCGUGUUACGUUGCGGUGUGGUGACUGUGGAUUGCAUGACACUGGGCGAAGGCUGAGUGAUCAAUCAUGGUUCUAACGAAGCAGUACCUCCGCUACGUCCCGGGAGCACAGUUCGGACUCAUCGGUAGCCUCAAGAGUAACAUCGUAUAUCUGGAACUUCGCGGCCAGCAGGGAAAGUACUGCGCCGUCGCGACGGGCGAACACGUAACAGUAUGGGACAUCCGAAAGAGCGAGAAAGUCUUCUCGCUGCCGGGCGAAAAGCACGAGGUCACGAUUCUCGGAAAGAGCCCCGACAAGCACCACCUGGCCGUCGGCUACGACGACGGCAGCGUCAAGAUCUUCAACCUGCUGUCCGGCGAGAUGUCGGUGACGUUCAGCGGCCACAAGUCGGCGGUGACGGCGCUCGCGUUUGACGCGGACGGCACGCGACUUGCGUCCGGUUCACGCGACACGGAGGUCAUCGUGUGGGACACGGUCAACGAGGCGGGAAUGUUCCGGCUGCGCGGCCACAAGGGUCCGAUCACGCAGUGCUACUUUGUGCGCGCCGAGAACUUCCUCGUAACGAGCUCCCGCGACACGUUCAUCAAGUUUUGGGAUCUCGACACGCAGCACUGCUUCAAGACGUUGCUGGGACAUCGCACGGAAGUCUGGGGUUUCGUGGUUGUCAGUGGAGAAACGCGGCUGAUUAGUGGGAGUGCCGACAAUGAGCUGCGUGUGUGGAAAGUUGAGGUGAAGGAGCGAGUCGCUGGUGGAGCCGAGAAAGAUUCCGGCGAGCCAGACCCAAAGCAAAUGAAAAUUACUGCGGAGGGAGGAGCAGGGGAGGCGGAGGAGGAUGACAUGGACGACGAAGAUAGUGUCGUUGCGGUAACCAAACUGGGAUCCGUGUUUAGAAAGGGCCGCGACCGCGUCGCCUCGCUCUCGGUGGACGCCACGGGAACCGUCGUCGGUUGCCACGGCAACGACACCCUCCUCGAGCUGUUCAAAGUGUGCACGGCGGACGAGACGAAGAAACGACUGAAACGAAGGCAGAAGAAAGCUCGCAAGAAGCUGGCGAAGGGGAGUGCUGACGCAGGAGCCGACGAGGAGGCUGACGUCGCCGUUGCCGUGGACGACGCCGUUGCCAUCGACGACGAGAUCACGCGACUCGCGGCGGUGCACAUGGGCGCGAAGCUGCGAUCGUUCGACGUCCUCGUCGAGCCGACGACGGGCGACGCCAAGAUCGUCGCGUUGCUAGGCAACAACUCGCUCGAGGAGUGGCGCGCGUCGACGACGGACGCGAAGGAGGUCGCGACCUCUCUGCACCAGCUCGCCGCUCCCGCGCAUCGCACGGAUGCGCGCGCCGUCGCCGUGAGCGCCGACGGCACGGCGAUCCUGUCGGCGAGUGGCGAGAGCGCCAAGCUGUGGAACCGCGCGACGCUGCGCUGCGUGCGCACGAUGGCGUGCGGCUACGCGCUCUGCUGCCAGAUGGCGCCGGGCGACCGGCACGCGAUCGUCGGCACCAAGGCCGGCGCGCUGCAGCUGUUCGACGUCGCGUCGGCGUCGCUGCUCGAGUCGGUUGCCGCGCACGACGGCGCCCUCUGGUCGAUGUGCGUGAGCGCGGACCGGCGUGGCCUCGCGACGGGCGGCGCCGACAAGCAGGUCAAGUUCUGGGACUUUGACCUCGUAGCCGACGACGACGAUGACACGGCGGCGGGGAGCCGGCGGCUGGGCGUCGUGCAUCGCCGGACGCUGCGCAUGUCCGAGGACGUGCUAUGCGUGCGCUUCUCGCCCGACGGUCGCCUCGUCGCCGUCUCUCUCCUCGACAGCACCGUCAAGGUGUUCUUCGUCGACACUCUCAAGUUCUUCCUGUCGCUGUACGGACACAAGCUUCCCGCGCUCGCUCUCGACAUCUCGUCCGACAGCACGCUGCUCGUCACCGCAUCCGCCGACCGCAACGUCAAGCUUUGGGGACUCGACUUUGGCGACUGUCACCGCUCGAUGUUCGCGCACGAUGACAGCGUCACAGCGGUGCAGUUCGUGCCCGGCACGCACCUGUUCUUCACGGCGGGCCGCGACGGACGAGUCAAGCAGUGGGACGGCGACACCUUCGAGAAGGUGGUGACGCUCGACGGUCACCACGGCGAGGUGUGGGCGCUCGCGGUCGCUCCCGCGGGAGCGUACGUCGUCACGGCGGCGCACGACCGCUCGCUGCGCGUCUGGGAGAGGACCGACGAGCCGCUGGUGCUGCAGGAGGAGCAGGAGACGGAGCGGGAAGCCGAACACGAGGCGGCGGCCGUCGCCGAGGGAGGCGCUUCGGCGUCGGCGAGCUCGGAGGCGGCGCUGCCCGCGAAGAAGACGAUCGAGACGGUGAAAGCCGCUGAGCGCCUCAUGGAAGCGAUCGAGAUUUACCGCGAGGAGACGACGAAGGAGGAGGACCACGCUCACGAGUGCCUGGAGGCGGGGGGGCGCGCUCUGGCACCGCCGCCGCCGCACCCGCUGCUCGCCGCGCUGGGCGGCGUCACGGCGACGCGGCACGCGUUCAACGUGCUGCGGCGCGUGCGCUCGAGCGAGCUGGAGGUGGCGCUGCUCGUGCUUCCGCUCGCGGACGUCAGGACGCUGGUGCGGCUGCUCGUGUGUUUCCUCGAGCGCGGCUGGGACGCGGAGUUUGCGACGCGCUGCGUCUGCUUCCUGCUGCGCGCGCACCACCCCGCCAUCGUCGCCGACUCCAGCCUCCAGCCCGUCGUCGAGCGACUGCGUUCACUUGUCACGCAGCGCGUCGGCGAGAUGAAGGACCUCGUGGGGUUCAACGCGGCGGGCCUCUCCUGCCUGCAGCAGCGCAUCGAGAGCAGCGAGGCGGUGACCUUCUUCGCUGAUGCGACGGGGAGGCUGCAGACAAAGAAGAAGCGAGCGAGGAAGGCCGAGCGGGCCGUGAUCGCGCUGUAGCCGCCAGCGUCUGCUCGGUCGCCAUGGCGACGGCGGGAUAAGGCAACGCGCAUAGGUCUCACCGACGAUUUUGGAUCGGUUAUCGAAGUUCGUUGAAUCGCGAAUAAUGUGUUGGGUUGCUAAUACGAUUCUUGCUCUCAGGCAAUUGAUCUUUCUAUAUGCUGUUGAACGCAUCGAUAGUUCUGCUGUGUAUCAAAGUGGAAAUUUAAUAAAAUAAGGUGUCUGAAGUUUUCUGAGAA